CUAGGCGCGCGCGCAUAACAAUGUUUGGUGUUGUAGCAAACAUGCUGGUGCGCAUAUUUUUUAUCGCGAUUUUUACAUACACAGCUAAUGGAGCUAAGUUACCGGGUUCAGGAGAGCCCGCGGACAAAAGCACGUUCCGUUUGGACUACCAGUACUACCCGCAGGCGGACGGCUGGCUGAAGCUGCACCGCAUCCCUGCGCGUUUCAGGGACGCUCGCCUCGCUUGCUACCAUGAAGGUGCGCACUUGGCGUCUCCAAUAACUGAAGAUUUGGCCAUGGUGUUGAGCAACUUGGCUCAAGAAGCGCAAUUGUCGUCAAUACACACCGGUUUCUACUCUUUGGCGUCGGUGCAGGAUUACUACUCUGGAGAAGGAGUCAAAUUUAACGACCUUUCGUUUUUGAAGUGGGCAGACGGUGAGCCCAAUAACGUGGAUAAUUUGGAGCGCUGUCUCUCGAUGACGUCACUAGGCACAAUGGCCGACUCCAAUGAAGAAACUGUUCGCCCUUUCUUCUGCUACAAGAAGAAGACCGGCUAUACAACUAUGAACGAAUGCGGGUAUCAUGAUAAACAGUACCAAGUGGACGACCACACUGGCCAUUGCUACAAGCUCCACCUGCAAAAAGCAGCUUGGCAUAAAGCCUUGUCGAUAUGCGGUGCAGAGGGCGGCACCUUGGCCGUCAUCAACAGCGGCGCGGAAGCCAAGGUCAUCAACGACUUGGCCGUUCAGAAAAACUAUUCCGAAUGGGUCCUCUUGGGAUUCUACAAUCCGUUUGAUCAGCCAGGCUACUGGUGGACUGUGGAUGGACAUACGAGCUUAGAAGAAGCUGGAUACGCCAAUUGGCUCAAGGGCGAGCCAAACGAUUUGUACGGACCGGAGUACUGCGGCACCUUUAGGCCCAUACCGGAGGCCGGCGCCUUCCCAGGCCUUAACGACUUCAGUUGUAAUAUCGAAAUACCCUUCGUUUGUGAGAUACCGCCUUUAAAUAAGGAGCUUAAGAAGGAAUAGACUAAUCUGAAAUAUUUUUUCACUUAAAAACUGUAGGACUAUGUAUUUUACUUUUGAUAUAAAAUACUUUUAUAAUGAUAAUUGUAUUAAUUAUACGUUAUUUAGGAAA
Molecule: messenger RNA, 1116 nt
Organism: Ostrinia nubilalis (European corn borer)
Lineage: Eukaryota; Metazoa; Arthropoda; Insecta; Lepidoptera; Crambidae
Product: macrophage mannose receptor 1-like
Exons: 6
Coding region: 21-1007 (328 amino acids)
Source: RefSeq, a predicted model, not a curated record